Zootermopsis nevadensis is the source of this 5533-nucleotide messenger RNA. RefSeq lists its product as uncharacterized. Lineage: Eukaryota; Metazoa; Arthropoda; Insecta; Blattodea; Termopsidae. The record is from RefSeq and is a predicted model, not a curated record.
AUGUUAAUGGUUUUCCUCAGAGUCUCCAAUCAAUUUAUUUCCAUUAUCGUUGUGUUACAGGAGGCAGACAGGAUCAACCAUUCUAGCAACUGCCCAGCAGCCACGCCCCCUAGCUCCCCUCUGGACUCUCCGCCGCCCCCAGCUCCUGCCCCCGCUGCUCCCAUACCAGCCCAUUAUAUUUCUUCCCUGCGAGCAUCUUCACGUCGAGGCGGCGUCAGUCCAGAGAAGGAAAGGGACCCAUUGUCACGGUUACUACGUUUUCUACGGGCCUUCUACCGUGAACUGGCUGGGAGGGACCCAGCUAACCCCCCGCCGUGGGCACCUCCAUUACCGCCAGGGACGCUAUGCCCUGCACACUUUCAGCCAUCGCUACAACUAGCGCCAAUAGGAAGUGGUGGUCGACCAGAGAAUGAACCGCGCGACAGCAUUCGAUUGGAACAGAUACUCUCGGCCAUCAGGACGAACGAAGGCUCGAUGCAUGAUGCCCCACGUCGCGUGGUUGUGGAGGGUGGUCCUGGCAGUGGUAAGACAACUCUGGCUUUGAGGCUACUCCACUCGUGGGCCACACAAGAUGACUGGCUAGGUCCAUCAAUAGAGCUCGCUCUAUUUGUCCCACUCCGGGAGCUACGUGGCAACAGUUUGGCUCAUUACCUGAGCAAGGAGCUCCUCCCGAAGACUGCACUCAGUGGUUGCGCAAGUCCCUGGGGUGGAGGGGGUGGUGGAAGCUAUGGUGGGAGUGGAAAUGGUUUCGCUCAAGUGUGGAAGUGCCUCGGCCUCCUAGAAGACAGGUUGUUGUUCGUGUUGGAUGGUUACGAUGAGGCUGUGGCACUCGGUGGACAGGAGGGCAAGGGUCAAGGUGGUACUGGAGCUGGAAAUGGGAGAGAAGCAUUGGGGGAUGCCGUUGAACUACUUGAAGGCCGCAUGUUCCCCGAAUGUCGUAUUCUAAUCACGUGUUCUCCCGGUUGGAGUUCGGAAUUGUUCCCACUCGUUCAGCGUAGAGUUCUGCUUCACGGGUUGGACUGGGCCCACGUAGAGCGACUUGUGACCGCCUACUUUAAUGGAAACAAAAAGCCUGAGAGUGCUAGUCAUUUUCUGGAGGUUGUAUUCGCAAGUCAGCAAGUUCUCCGUCCUUUGGCAUGUUGGCCUCUUGGCUGGCUUCUACUCUGCGUCCUUUUUGAAGAGGAAGGUGGCCGAUUACCAACCGAUACGUUGGAUGUUCACCAGGCUCUAUUUAAGUGCCUUAUCCGCCGGAGUCUUGUUAGGAAGGGUGAAAUUUUAAUGCCUAGUGAAAUAUCUUCCGACUUACCUGGACACUGUAAGAAGUUGCUAGCUGAAUUUGGGAGGCUUGCCCUAACUUCUAUAAAGGAGGAGAGGUUCUUGUACACAGACUCAGAAAUUCGAGCUCAUUGUAGGGGCGGUGGGCUCGAAGUCACAGAACUUGGCUUUCUGAGUCGUGGUCUCAACUUUGGACGCAGUCACAAUCAGAAAAAGCGAGCCGACUACUACACGCCAGUGAUUCGAACAUUUGCAGAAUUUCUGGCAGCAUAUUAUAUUUCUUCUAUAGUACAUUACUCAAAUAUUCUAAGGAGAGAACUGGAAGAUCUUCCUGGAAUGACUGGAGGAGGGAUUGGCUCUGUUCUGGACAACAAUACGGUGCUGAUACUGAGGUUCCUUAUGGGACUUUUGGGACGUAAGGGUCACCUCGUGUUCAAUCAGUUAUGUCCGCUGGAUUUCCCCACACGGACGUUGUUCAUGCUUCUUCAAGCAUCAGGACCCUCUGAAGCUAACGUAGCCGCAGUGUGUAGACUAUUAGGGGCUUCAAGUAGCAGUUGGGUAGGCAUGGGUAAUGGAGCUUCUGGGUCUAGUUCCAAAGUUCCUGUUCCCCUCGUUCAUACAGCGCCACUGGAACUUGAAGGUUGGUCUCACGUUCUCCAAAGUGAAGCAUGUACUCUGGAGGCACUGGAACUUGUUUUUCAGUUUGAUAAAGGUGCGGAUUAUGAAGAGCAUUUGGAUUCCUUCUUCACGUCGCUAUCUUCUAAUGAUAGUGUUCGGUUAGUUCGCAUUUCGUCUUUGCUGGGACACGAAUUCACCGCCGCCGAAGUGGAUCGCUUGGCAGGUUACGUGAAGACUACACUGUGCAAAUCUAGGCUUCACACAUUUGAGCUCGUCAUAACGUGCCUGGAAGAUAGUGCACAUGACAGGUUCCAGUCAUUAGUCGACGCACUGUGCGAAGGACUGGAGCAGAACGCAAGCCCAAUUCUGAACAAACUAGUGUUGGACCUGAACCUUGGGACAUGCCAGGUGGUGCAACUGUGCGUAGCUCUCGAGCACACAGACCAGGUGACAGUUCUUCACCUGCCACAUCUGGGCUGUGGCAGAGAUGGCCUUCGAGCCAUCGCCCAGCUUAUCAGGGCCCGACCUCUCGUUGCACUGAACCUGUCUGGUAGCUGGGGCAUGCGGCGUGAAGAUCCGCCAUCCUCCAGUGGCGUCAGUGUUGGUUCCGGUAGUGGUAGUAGUGGAGGAGUUGGUAGCGGUGUGAGCACGCUACAACACGUGGCAAAGCAGCCGUCACUCACCAGCAAUAUCUCACCAAAGACGACGACAAGCUCCUCCUAUUACUUCUCGUCCCUUCCACGUGGCAUGAUGGGAGGAUACAACAGCCUCGGCAGACCUGCCACUCUGCCCCGCCAACCCCUGCAGCAGCUUCUGCUUGACGGCUAUAGCAACUCCAGCAGUGGAGACAGCAAGAGGAAUUCUGACUCGGUUCUCUUCCAGAGACUCUUCCAUCCUCUUCCAGCAUGUGACCCUGCCGUGCACGCAGGGUCGGGCUUUCACGACGUGUUUGACGCUGCUCGCGAUACCGCCUGUAAGUUGCGGAGCCUGAAUGUUAGCAAGUGUCUGCUGGGUGCAGAAGAUGCCCUGUGUCUAGGUGAAACUGUACGGCGCUCGCUGUGUCUGGAUGCGCUACGGCUGGAAGGAGGAACCCGCUUAGGAGAGGUUCUGCCCGUGAUUCUGGGACUAGCAGACAAUACAUCUAUCCAGCUGCUGGAUCUGGGGUCACAGCGACUCAUACUAGAGGAUGGACCCACUCAACUCGUGUGUCAGUCUCUUGCCAAAAACUCCAGCCUCAGACUCCUUAGCUUGGAAGGAUGGACGUUUCGAAUCGAGGAAGAAGGCUCUCUCUCGGUGUUCCUUGGAUUCCUUCAGUCGACAUCGAUUCGGGACCUUGUUCUUGCUAAUUGCCGGCUUCAUCUCGCCAUCCACGGCGGUCGUCUCUCGCGUCUAGGACGUCUCGAUGAUUCGGUGGCUGAGAUGCUCGGCUCUCUGCCCGAUUUUGUUUGUACUGCCGUCGUCUUCCUACGCCUCGGUGGUUUCCAAGUGACGGUCAAUGAUCGGAUGGCUCUUCGUGGACCUCACCUUUUACCGUUCCUUCGCGGUUUCACCCACCUGAGUGAUCUGGACCUAAGUCUAGACAAGAACUCUGUCAGUAGCACUACAAGCAGUCCAUUGUUUGUGGACGAUAAGGCACUGACCACUUUUUUUCAGACUCUCUCUGCCAGUUUCAGAACUCUACAGAGCCUCAAGAUGAGUCACUGGAGAAUUUGUCUUGAUGAUAGCGACAGAACACUGCGCGCUGUUGGGAGAGCUCUCAAGACAUGUUCUCUCAGUUAUCUCAAAGUGAAUGGCCUUGGCGUAUCUGACAGUGCUCACAAGGGAUCACUUGAGCAUUUAUUUUUACAGACAGUGGUAGCAAAUCUAAGCUAUCUUAGUUGGUUGAGUAUGGUAGGUGUCUCCUUAACCCCAGGUCAGUCCACGGCAGUGGGGAAGUGCAUCAGAGAUCGAUUCCCAGGCACAGCUUUAGAGGUGAGCGCUAAAGAUGUAGGCGCAGAUGCUGUGAAGGCUUUAGUUGCAGCUGUGGAGGAUGGUGGUAAGAUUGAGGUUAUGUAUGUUGGUGGACCUAGCUGUAAUCUGCGUAUCCAAAGGAUUCUUAAAAACCAGAAAUUAAAAGGAAAGUUUAGAAGAUUCACUUCCCUAAAAGAAUGAAUUUUUGGUUGAAUGACUCAUGGAACUUAGCCUGUAUGUCAGUGGUCCCCAACGCGGUGCCCUCGGGCGCCAAGGCUUUUUUUGGGUGCCCACGUUGUUACGGAAAGAGAUUAUACUGAAUAAAGAAGGCCGUUCAACCAUGAACAUUUUAAAAUCACAGAUCUUGACUUACUAAUGCCCAUUUUGACGGUUGUUUGCGAGCAGCAACAUCAUCCUACACUGCCAAAUUUGAAAAACUGGCCGAUGAAAUGCAGUACCAAACAUCACACGAACUUCCCACUUUAGUAAUAAUAAUUUUACUUAUAAAAGUACGUAUUUUUGAUUGCAUGGUUUCUCGUAUUGUUAAACGUCGUGUUAUUUUGUGUAUUAUUUGGUGUCCUUAUCUUAUUUGUCCAGAGAAAAGAAAAUUUGGCUUUGUUAAUUGGUUGGUGCCCGCUACGACCUCAUAAACUCUCAAAUGUGUGGGGAACGCUGGGUUAGACCUAGACAGUAUUUCUAGCCCAGUUUUUAAAUAAUUUUCAAUUUAAUUUCUAUAUUUUAAUUUAUUACUCUUAGCUGCUGUAAAAUAACUAAAUCCUCAAAAAACACGUCUUUGAGUGUUAUUUCACGGUACAUGAAUGAACCAGACACGUUUCAUUGUUAUUUAAGGAAUUGGUCAGUUAUUCGUUUCCAUUAAUUAGUGUGAGGGCACCUUAUGAAAUUUAAGAAAAGAAUACCGUGUUCCAAGAUCCAAGGAAGUCCAGUGGAAGACCAGUUGCAUAUACUAAUUACGUAUUUACGGGGUUUUUUUAGAUGGUGGUAGUAUCAUUGGAAAUGAACUAAUGUACGUGCUUCAUAGAACGAAUUUGUCGCUGUGUAAAUUAGUGUGCUCUGUUCAUUACUGUAAAAAAGAGCUUUGAAAUCCAUUCAGUACAGUUUCAUUUUGUGUAAAUACAAAAAGAAGUGACUUUGCGCAAAGUUUUAACGAACCUGGAGACAUUUUAAUAUGAAACAGCUGUCCACAUUCUUUACCUAAUUAUGAAGAUUACAAGCAGAUGUAAAUAAAGUACUCUAAAAAAAUGAUUCUGAGUGAAAAUUAGAAGGUUAUCUUUAAAAUAUAAAACUAUAAUUGUUAUGAAAUGUAAAUAAUUUUAUAAAAAUGGUAAUUAUAAUGAAAUAUGUCUGGGUUGAUUUUUAAAUAAGAAGUGGUGCUAUUGUAGUGCUAAAAGUAGUGGAGCCAAGCUCCACAUUUAUUUCAAAUUAAUUAAUGUCCCGUUAUUCCGACAGAAUGUAGGAAAAUUAUUCAGAAUACGUCUAUGAAGUGAGAACAGGUUUGAGCCUGAUUUAUGCAGGACAGAAGAAGUAGCAGAUAGAAUGUAAGUAGCUUUAGUAAAUAAUAAUGGUCAUGAAAUAUGGAGUAUUUUAUUUUUAUGAAGUCAUUUUAGACAAUACCAAAUAUAAAUACAUUGCGUAUGAAUAUAUGAGAAUUUGGCAGAUGUCGAUGGUCUUC